AUGCCAGUUCAACUUAAUGACAAGAUUUCUUAUGGUACCAUGUCCCUUACUUGGAAACCAGAACCCAUGAAUCCCGAUGAUGCCGCAGAUAUGAUCCACUAUGUGGUUUCCAAGUAUGGAGUCAAAUUUCUCAACGGAGGAGAGUUCUAUGGUCCAGAUAACGCCAAUUUGAAGGCUUUUCAAAGAUACUUUGAAAAAUACAACUCGCCAAAGAACAAAGAAUUGGUGGUCUCGAUCAAAGGAGGCUCUGAUUUGAAAUCACUUAGACCUGAUGGAACUAAGGAAUCAAUUGACAGAUCCGUGAAGAAUGUGCUUGCACACUUCCCAUUAGAAAACAGACCCAAGAUUUUGUUUGAAACUGCUAGAGUUGACAAAAAUGUUCCUAUCGAGACCACAUUGUCCUAUAUCAAUGAGUACGUCCAGCAGGGCUUGUUAUCGGGUAUUUCGCUCUCUGAAACCAGCGGAAAUACUGUAUUGAAGGCAUUGAAGGUGGCAAACAUUUCCUGCGUCGAAUUGGAAUUGUCCUUCUUUACCAGAGACAUUGUUGAGGACGGUGUGCUCAAGGUGUGUUCCGAGAACAACAUUCCUAUCAUUGCAUACUCUCCCGUUGGCCGUGGUAUGUUGACAGACUACGCGGUAGAGCACGCCGAUGAACUUUACGAAACUACCAGGAAGGAUUUAAGAUCAUGGAUGGAAAGAUUUAGCGAAGAAAAUUACAAGGCAAACAUUGCUGCCUGCAAAAAGUUGUACGAUUUUGCUCAUGAUGUGAAAAAGACCUCUUUGGAAGCAUUGGCAUUGUCGUGGAUCUUGAAGGUUUCAGAAGCAAAGAACUUGUGGGGAAUUGAAAAGGUUUGUAAAAUCAUCCCAAUUCCUUCGGGCUCGACUAAAGAGAAGGCUGAUAUGAACUUUGGUCACCUUGUGGAACUCACCGAUGCCGAAUUCGAGCAGCUUGAAAAGAUUUACCAGAAUACUACGUUGCAAGGUAGCCGUGCCAACGCCCACAUGAUCCAGAAUAUGUUGGUUUGA
This is a messenger RNA of Meyerozyma guilliermondii ATCC 6260, 1026 nucleotides long. Its product is annotated as aldo/keto reductase family protein. The record is from RefSeq and is a predicted model, not a curated record. Lineage: Eukaryota; Fungi; Ascomycota; Pichiomycetes; Serinales; Debaryomycetaceae. The coding region runs from base 1 to 1026 and encodes 341 amino acids. The transcript has a single exon. Gene Ontology annotation, cellular component: cytoplasm.